This is a messenger RNA of Pimephales promelas (fathead minnow), 2528 nucleotides long. It is a transcript of the gene fbxo22, whose product is annotated as F-box protein 22. Lineage: Eukaryota; Metazoa; Chordata; Actinopteri; Cypriniformes; Leuciscidae. Gene Ontology annotation, molecular function: protein binding. Gene Ontology annotation, biological process: positive regulation of proteasomal ubiquitin-dependent protein catabolic process; regulation of skeletal muscle fiber development; protein polyubiquitination. The record is from RefSeq and is a predicted model, not a curated record.
UUAGCUUCCGCGUGUAGGGUCAAAUGUGAGAAAAUAAUCCGUGUGAAAAUGGAAGGGAAUGCGGCUCUUCCAAACAUCUUGUGGGAAAGCAAAGCAGGAUAUGUCCUGAGUAAUGUUGCCGAGGUCGUGGAAAGGAUUUUGACAUUUGUGCCGACUAAAAAUCUCUUCCGGAUCGCGAGUGUGUGCAGGCUAUGGAGGAAUUGUGCACGCAGAGUCCUGAGGACGAGGCAGAGAUUUACCUGGCUCUCCGCCUCUGGAUCAUCCAUAUAUGAAGAGCAUGUUUUACUUAGAACUAUGGCACAAGAUUUGGAGAAUAUCUGUCUGCUGCCCCAGAUAGCUCUCUUAAUGGUAAAUCAUGAGAACUUCACAGGGGCUGUUAGUCACAGACACAGGAAAGCCAGGAGGUGUGAGGAUGAAGUGGACUCAGAUCCUGUUGAGAAGCUGAGACGCUUACUACCUAGCAGUUGUGAAGUAAUAGGCGUAGUCGCACCAGGAAUUGUGGUGACCCCCAGUGGAUUACCCAGCAGCCCCCCACAGGAGCACGAGGAGGGUGAAGCUGGCUUCAGUCUGCUUUUCCCUGCCAUGGACGGGGUCACCAUCCGCCUUUUCCACUUCUGCAAAAAGACCCUAAGUGAAACUGCAAUGGAGGAAGCAGGGUUGAUUAAUAACCCUGAUCUAAAGGUGGUGCUGAUGUUCGACUACGACACAUAUAAAUCUGGAGGUGGACGCUUUCUUAACAAGCUUCUGAAACCUCUUUCCCAAAGUAAUGUACUUAUUAUUGGAGGACAAGUUGAGGAUGUAUUUUCCAUUAACAAAACCUGCUGUUCUCCAGGCUCUUUUGGAGCAGUAGGACUAACCUUCAGUGGCUCCAAGAUCCAGGGUGCCUCAGUUCUGGUGGACCAGGACGUGAACAGCCCAAAAGCAGCAGAAGCCACUAUCCAGCGGCUGAAGGCUGCUAAUAUCCCAGAGAGAAACACCAUGGGCUUCAUGUUUGCUUGUGUGGGCCGUGGCCACAACAGCUACAAUAACCAGCAUAACGUGGAGGCCGACGCCUUUCGGAAGAUCUUCUCCAACAUUCCGCUCUUGGGAUUCUUUGGAAACGGGGAGAUCGGCUGCGACCGUAUUGUCAAAGAGAACUACACGUUGAGCGAGACGGAUGCUGAUGGACUACAACACUCUUUUACUACAGUCAUGAGUCUGGUGCAUUUUGGCUAACACAGCAACUAGAAAAUCAGCUAGUUCACUUGGUGUUUUAGGACAGACACCAGCUGCUUGUUUAAGCAGUUCCGAUGUUGAUCAGGUAUAAUUCUUCUAGGUUCUAUUCCUUGAUUUCUUUUUUUUUUUGUCUGUAAAUCAGGAUGUCAGAGGGACAUUUAGCAGUUGUUUAACCUCAUAUUUACAAGACCCUGCUUUGAGCUAAAAGUGGCAGGUACAACUGUGUCAUCAGAUUUGGCAUCAAAACACUAAUUGGGAAAGUGACAACCUUGUUCGUAGCUGCAAUUUUAGAGCACGCUAAUUUUGAUGUCUGAAAACACUCAAGUGUCCACUUACACCAUGGUUUGGUAAGAUCAUUACUUACAGAAUGGUUGUGAAGAACCGUUAGAAUUUAAUUUUAAUGGCAUGGUGCUAAACCUUGUCUUUUGACUUCAGUUAUAUGUGCAACUCUCUUUUGUGUAGAGCAGAGCUGAAAUCUGUCAGAUGAUCAGAUUUAUUGUGGGUUGUACGGCUCACUCAGGCCUUAUAUAUAGAUAAAUAGUUUGUAAACGUAUUCAGGCACUUUCGAAAAAAAUGAAAAGCCAAUUGUGUUGGAAUGGCUAACGAUGGAGCUGUUUAUCACCCUUGGUAUGGAUGAUGGAAAUUCUACUAUCUUCACUUGUGUUUUUACGUGUGGAAUAUCGCAAAAAUAUUUUGGGUUAGCCCUAACCCUAAUUUACACAUGGGAUUUCACAACAAGUGCCAAGAAACUACAGAAAAAGUAUUCACAAUGGAUCAUCAUAUGGAAAGCUUAACCUUAUUUAUAUACCGUACAAUAGACUUGCAAGCAGUUUGAAAUGCCCAGAUCAGAGUAAUAAAGGACAGAAGUGGAAUUUCUUUGUAAUGCAUUUGUGCAUUUACUCUGCCUGUCCCUAUCAAAUCCUGUAAAAUUAGCAGGGUAAUCCUCCCAUUUCUGUUUCAGUUUAGUUCAUGUUAAAGGUUAUUAUUUUAUUCUGUGCACUAGUUAAAUAACAGUGUUGAUCACCGAUAAGAGCUGUUUGCCUGUGGAGAUCUAUUUGUUGCAAUAUUUAGAAGGUUGAUUCAAACAUUGCUGUUGCCAAAUCUCUUUUGCCCCCUAGUUUUGUUCUGGUCAGAUACAUAAAACUUGGAUUUUGUCUUGCCUUUUCUUUAAGGAAAAUACCAUUUACUCCUGCCAUGUUUUUAAUGGCAGUGUUUUGAUUUAUUUUUUCUUCUCUCUCAAAUAUCUGAAGUCUAAUUGAUCUGACAGGUAUAUAAUAAUGUAUAUAAUAAAAUCGAUGUCAAUUAAAUUGCAA